CCACUUUCAAAGGAUGGAUAGGCAUAAUGAAUAGUGCAAUUGACUCUAAAAGUAUUAAAGGAGAACAACCUGAAGACGAAGUCAACAUCUACAUGUAUCUUUACUUUGUGUUCUUCAUUAUUUUUGGUUCUUUUUUUACCCUAAAUCUCUUUAUUGGAGUCAUCAUUGACAACUUCAAUGAACAAAAGAAAAAGGCAGGAGGAUCAUUGGAAAUGUUUAUGACAGACGAUCAGAAAAAAUAUUAUAAUGCCAUGAAGAAAAUGGGUUCAAAGAAACCAAUGAAGGCUAUACCCCGCCCUCAUUGGAGUAUGGGAGCCCUUGGCACAUACCAGUUUGUAGCUGCUGUGGUGAUGGACCAUGGAGGGCAGUGGCAUUCUGCUGGUGUAGAUGGUGUGAUGCCCAUUCCUACCGAGAUGCCGCUUGGUGUUGGAUGUAGCACUCUGCCAUAUAUUGCA
Messenger RNA from Limulus polyphemus (Atlantic horseshoe crab), 455 nucleotides. Its product is annotated as sodium channel protein para-like. Gene Ontology annotation, molecular function: voltage-gated sodium channel activity. Gene Ontology annotation, biological process: sodium ion transmembrane transport; neuronal action potential; membrane depolarization during action potential. Gene Ontology annotation, cellular component: plasma membrane; voltage-gated sodium channel complex. The annotation marks the transcript as partial. Lineage: Eukaryota; Metazoa; Arthropoda; Merostomata; Xiphosura; Limulidae. The transcript has 4 exons. The record is from RefSeq and is a predicted model, not a curated record.